Messenger RNA from Trachemys scripta elegans, 2317 nucleotides. RefSeq names its product apolipoprotein L6-like. The transcript has 4 exons. The coding region runs from base 244 to 1317 and encodes 357 amino acids. Gene Ontology annotation, molecular function: lipid binding. Lineage: Eukaryota; Metazoa; Chordata; Testudines; Emydidae. Gene Ontology annotation, biological process: lipoprotein metabolic process; lipid transport. Gene Ontology annotation, cellular component: extracellular region; membrane. The record is from RefSeq and is a predicted model, not a curated record.
UUGAAAAGAGCUUGGCUCCUACCGCCCACAUUUCUAGAGGGUUUGGCCUGAGGCUGUGGCAGGCUGGAAGAGACUACCGAAGAGGAAACAGAAAGAAAUGAUUCGGGGGGGUUCAGCAUGUGAAAUUUGGUGGAGCGGAAAUCACAGGGUGGAAGCCCCUCUUCUUCUCUGCAUGAGAGGUGCUGAAGGACUGCAACAUAAACGAAGUCACAGAGAUUGCACCUGGUAUUUUCACCCAAUAAGAUGGCCUCGGGAAUGUUCAGUACUUAUGAAGAAAACAUUGAUGACCACAAUUUGCAAUAUGACGGCAGCCUGGGGGUCUCAGAGCUUUUGCAGGAGAAAAUACAUAAUGAGGAACUGCAGAGCUUCUUUCCUGAAGGGUGGAACUACGAGGAAAUGUUGCAGGACGUGAUGGACCUCGAGAGGUCUGAAGGAAUCAUCCCCUGGGAAGAGAGUGCCAGUGAAGAUAUCAUGGUCUUUCUGAAGCAGUUCCCUGAGCAGAGAAAGGAGAUAGAGAAGUGUAUCCAGUGCCUUAAGGACAUGGCAGACAACAUUGACCUGAUCCAUAAGAACUGCACCAUUGCCAACAUGGCCGCAAACUCCACGAGCCUGGCGUCUGGCAUCUUGACCAUCCUUGGGCUGACCUUAGCACCGCUGACAGCAGGGGGGAGUUUGGCUCUCACGGCAACUGGGAUUGGCUUAGGGGCAGCAGCAGCGGCUACCAGCAUUUCUGUCAGCAUAUAUGAGAACGUCAGCAAUUCGAAGGAAAGGAGCAAAGCCAACGACCUGCUGGUGGAAUGCCAAAGCAACCUUAAAACACUGACCCACCCCGAUGAAGUGGAUUUCAGACCCAUCACCUCCCCAAAGAGCGAGGCCAUGGGCAACCAUCUGACACACGUCCUUUCCACUGCUAGUAAAAUUCCAGAGGUAGUCUACAAAAGCGUUAAGGGGAUAAGAACCAACGUAAGAGCAUUCAAAGUGGUGAAAGCUAACCCUGGUUUGAAAGCCUUAGCACAACGGCUCACCGCGGCUGGGAGGACAGCCCGGAACACAGCAAAGGGGACCAAGCAAGUGCAAAAAGCCUUAGCUGGGACCACUCUUGCCAUGUCCAAAAGUGCGAGGGUGCUCGGUGCCACAGCCGCAGGAGUUUUUGUCGUGUUUGAUGCCUACAGUCUCGUGAAAGACUCCAUCCAUUUAACUGAGGGGGCGAAGGCAGAGGCUGCAGCAGAUAUAAGAGAAAAAGCUAGCCAACUUGAAAAGGACCUUCAGAAUCUCAGCGAGCUGUAUGAGGAGCUGAAAGGCAUGGUAUAUGAAUAAAUGAGACACAAGUUCCCAUUUCCAGCACUGGGCCAGGAGAAGAACCAAUUCACAAGGGGAGGGGAGAUUGUGGUAGGAAGUCAAAGCCCCCAAAAGCUACACACGAUGCCAACUAACAAGGAGAUGCCAGCUCCACUUUGACCAAAAGCAUUAAGCGAUCUGAACAGUUCAAAGAGAUUGAUACCGUAAUUCACUCCCUCCUGCGUUUGGAAUUCAGUGAAAGGAUCAGGAGACGUCGUGCUACUGAACAACAUUUUGUUAAUUCAGAACCUGGGACACCAUGAAUCAUCCUGCUAGGAAUUUAUCCUAUUUUGCCUAUGCUUAAGAGAAAGCAACAAUAUCCUGUAGGCAUGUGUGAGAGAUCUGCUCAGGAGUGAAAUUACAAGAGCAGUAACUGCUUUUCAAAUGAACUUGUAAAGCAUUACACUUCUUCCUUUCUGAUUUGAGUGUAUUAGCUGCCUUGCCCACAGCUGUAAUGCUCACUGAAGCAUUUUAAUUCACCUCAGCAAAUAGAUAGAAAUACCUGAGAUAUUUGUGCCUUGCCACCAUUAUUUUUAUAUUAGAGUAGCACUUACGUGCCUCAACGCUGGGGGUUGUACAGACUCAGUGGAAACUGGGGCUCGGUGUGAAGAGAAGGCUUGAGGGAGAGAAAUUUCUCCAAAGUUCUGAAAUUCACCCCCAUCUGCAAGAGCAUCUGGAGAAGGGGAGAUUCCCUCAACUCCCUUCAUUUGAAAUUAAAGCCAUGCCGUGGAGUCCUAGCAGUUCUAGGCUAGCCAGCGUGCUUUAACCAACCACACAGCCAUGAACUAGCAUGGAGAGUAGCAAAGCGGUGUUUCCAGAAGGUGGAGAGUCAAACCUUUUACAUUUCAGGGGAGGGGCACACCCUCACUCUAGCAGAGAAGAGGCUAAUGAGUUCUUAUGGGCUCAGCCAGCACUAACCAGGAACCAAUAUACGUGCCUCCAUAUCCUCGGGACCAGAGUACCAAGAGGGAGCUGAUGU